Molecule: messenger RNA, 3277 nt
Organism: Rhea pennata
Lineage: Eukaryota; Metazoa; Chordata; Aves; Rheiformes; Rheidae
Gene: CTPS1
Product: CTP synthase 1
Exons: 19
Coding region: 96-1871 (591 amino acids)
Biological process (GO): CTP biosynthetic process; pyrimidine nucleobase biosynthetic process
Cellular component (GO): cytoophidium; cytoplasm
Molecular function (GO): identical protein binding; CTP synthase activity
Source: RefSeq, a predicted model, not a curated record
CGGGGGGGCAGCGCCGCUGAGGCGGGAAUGGGGGGAACCAGCUCCUCUGAGAGGCAGGAAUGGAGGGAGUCCCUUGCUGACAGGCAGCGAGGCAGAUGAAGUACAUCCUGGUCACGGGCGGGGUGAUCUCUGGCAUCGGCAAGGGCAUCAUUGCCAGCAGCAUCGGCACCAUUCUCAAAUCCUGCGGGCUGCAUGUCACCUCCAUCAAGAUCGACCCCUACAUCAACAUCGAUGCUGGCACCUUCUCCCCCUACGAGCAUGGAGAAGUGUUCGUGCUAGAUGAUGGAGGGGAAGUAGACCUGGAUCUUGGUAACUAUGAGCGCUUUCUUGAUAUCCGACUCACCAAAGACAACAAUCUGACUACUGGGAAAAUUUAUCAGUAUGUCAUCAACAAGGAGAGGAAAGGAGACUAUCUUGGCAAAACUGUCCAAGUUGUUCCCCACAUCACAGAUGCUAUACAAGAAUGGGUAAUGAGGCAGGCACAGAUUCCUGUAGAUGAAGAUGGCAUUGAACCCCAAGUGUGUGUGAUUGAGCUUGGUGGAACAGUAGGUGAUAUUGAGAGCAUGCCUUUCAUUGAAGCUUUCCGCCAGUUCCAAUUCAAAGCCAAAAGAGAGAAUUUUUGUAAUAUUCAUGUCAGUCUAGUACCCCAGCCAAGCUCUACAGGAGAGCAGAAGACUAAACCUACCCAGAACAGUGUUCGUGAACUCAGGGGUCUUGGUCUCUCACCAGAUCUGAUUGUUUGCAGGUGCUCCACUCCUUUGGAUACCUCAGUAAAAGAAAAGAUUUCCAUGUUCUGUCAUGUUGAACCAGAACAGGUCAUCUGUGUUCAUGAUGUCUCUUCUAUAUACCGAGUUCCUCUGUUGUUAGAGGAGCAGGGAGUUGUUGACUACUUCAGGCACAGGCUUGACCUUCCCAUUGAGAGGCAGCCCAGGAGGAUGCUCAUGAAGUGGAAGGAAAUGGCUGACAGGUAUGACCGUCUUCUUGAAACAUGUUCCAUUGCGCUUGUUGGUAAAUACACCAAGUUUUCAGAUUCCUACGCAUCUGUCAUUAAAGCUCUAGAACACUCUGCACUGGCUAUCAACCACAAACUUGAUAUCAAGUAUAUUGAUUCUGCUGACUUGGAGCCAGCUACUCUACAGGAAGAACCUGUCCGAUACCAUGAAGCAUGGCAGAAGCUAUGCGGUGCUGAUGGAGUUCUGGUUCCUGGUGGAUUUGGCGUUCGAGGAACAGAAGGCAAAAUUCAAGCUAUUUCCUGGGCAAGGAAACAGAAAAAACCCUUCUUAGGGGUUUGUUUGGGAAUGCAGUUAGCAGUUGUGGAAUUUGCACGCAGUGUUCUUGGUUGGCAAGAUGCUAACUCAACAGAAUUUGACCCCAAAACUACACAUCCAGUGGUCAUAGACAUGCCAGAGCAUAAUCCUGGACAAAUGGGCGGGACCAUGAGGCUUGGCAAGAGAAGAACACUCUUCCAAACCAAGAAUUCAAUCAUGAGGAAGCUAUAUGGGGAUCAUGAUUUCUUGGAAGAGAGACAUAGACACAGAUUUGAGGUCAAUCCAGAAUUGAAGAACUAUUUUGAAGAGCAAGGUUUGAAAUUUGUAGGCCAGGAUGAGGAGGGAGAGCGAAUGGAAGUGGUUGAGUUGGAUGAGCAUCCAUUCUUUGUUGGUGUACAGUAUCACCCUGAAUUCCUUUCUAGACCAAUUAAGCCAUCUCCACCAUACUUUGGCCUCCUCUUGGCAUCUGCUGGAAGGCUAAUGCAUUAUCUACAAAAGGGCUGCAGGCUCUCACCCAGGGACACCUACAGCGAUAGAAGUGGCAGCAGCUCACCCGACUCAGAGAUUACAGAACUGAAGUUUCCAUCAGUAAAUCAUGACUGAUUCCUGGUGGAUCUUCACUGGAAGAGAAGAGCCUUCAUUAGAUUUUUCAGACAUUCUUACAGCAAUAGCUUGAACACUGUCAGCUUUGGGCUUUCUUAAGUUAUGGUUUUAUAAUUUUGUUAUGAAAUCCUGUUCCUUUAUUUCCUCAGUUCUUCUCUUGUUUAUAUCCUAUAUGGAUUCUGAUUAUUUCUGGAGGAGAGCUUAUCACAGCGCAUACAUCUCUAGACUUUUUUCAGUUAGCACUAUCUUGGAGAUAAAAAGCAAAUUUGGAUAUGAGAUUUAAUGUGUUAAUGUAUUGGAAAGAAUCCAGUUGCACACUUCCUUCCUGGUGCAUGGUAAUACUAGCAUAAGUUUAUGUCUCAGACACACUGGCAUUUGAGUUGCUUUCUUCAACUUCUCUACUCCUGAGCAAUCUUUAUUACUUAGUUGUGAAAUUAUUUGGAUGAUACUAGAUUUGGUGGCUGUCUUCAUUCAGUUCUUGAGCUGUGCUGUGCUGCAGAGAAUAGGCCUGUUAAGCUUUAUGCAGUCUUUAUUUGAGGAGGAGGGAGUUGGAUUUGUUGUUUUUUUUUCAAUAAUAUUUAAAAAUAUUUGGCACUGGUGAUCUUGGUGCAUUCAUUGCUGUCAAUGAACCUUUAACCAGGAAAAUCUUAUUCCUGGAAUAGAAGAGUUAAUCUUGAACCUGAACAACUCUUUAACUGUGAUAUGUCACUCUGCAGGGAUGCAAUUAGCUUAGAUCAUGUGAAAAAAAGCAAAACUGUCAGGAAACCCCAUCAUUGCCUGAAAUGAGGCGUAACUAACUGUUAGCCCUUUAUAUGCCAGUGUUUGCUGGUGCUGCUUCCUAGGCUGGGAAAUUUCAACUCCUUGCAUCAAGGGGGAGGUACAGAAAAGAAAGUGAACUACUUUCAGAUGCUGCCUUUAAAAGCUCCCAUUGUAAUUUACCUUGGACUGAACAGUUCAUGGUGCUUUUUCUUUAAUUUGAAGUGGAGCCUUCCUUUGCCUUUUUUAACGCUGCGGAAACAUGAGUGUUCCCGCGCUCAGAAUGCAAUACAAAAGUGCUGUUUCCUGAUAAAGAGGCCUAGCAAUUUGCCUACAGUGUUACUUGGUUUAGUUUGUAGAUGUGUGCUGCCUUACCAUGAUUUGCUCAGCUUUGCAGUCCUGAGGUGGAACAUGACACUUUUUCUUUUCUUUUUUUUUUUUUCUGUCCUUUACUGCAGCGUAAGUGACACGAUUUUUGGUCUUUGGUAAUUUAAAAGAAAAAAAGAAAGUUUCUCUAUUGUCUGAAGUGUCAUGUUCAGAACUCUUCAGUUCAUUAAGGUUUAGAGAAAGCUGUAUGUCUCAAGCCUGGCUGAGUACUAACUCUCACAUUGUCUGAUGCCAAACUUCAUUAAACACUGUUCUGUCUUGUC